Gloeophyllum trabeum ATCC 11539 is the source of this 852-nucleotide messenger RNA. RefSeq lists its product as uncharacterized. The transcript has 2 exons. Bases 1 to 852 code for a protein of 283 amino acids. Lineage: Eukaryota; Fungi; Basidiomycota; Agaricomycetes; Gloeophyllales; Gloeophyllaceae. The record is from RefSeq and is a predicted model, not a curated record.
AUGUCUGGACCCGCACUCCCGCCACUCCUCGCCAUCGCACUUCCUUCGUGCCGCACCCACCCGCACAUGCGCCCAUCCCCGCGAACGCCACCCCGAAUGCCCGCUGCGCAGAUAUACUCUUAUCGCACGGCCGCCGCUACGCACGGGAUCGCUCGCAAGUACUCGAGACUGCACGCCCGGCUUCCAGCGAGGCCAGCGCCACCCCGCGCUGUCUCUACAAACCACCAGUACAUCCCUGGCCGCCCGCCUAACCCCAAGGCGCCCCGCCAUCCGUCCGCCACCCUUCACCCAUCUCUCCCAGCGCACCCGCCGAAUACACCCAACCACCCUCCUCUCCGUUCCCCCCCGCGCGCACACACUACCCGCCCCGCAAAAUCGCCGCAUGCCCUCCCCGCCCAGCCACAGCGCGCGAGUCCAUAUCCCCGCAUCCCGGGCGCGCACUCCCGCAUGACCACGAUUUCCAGUUCGAAACACGGACACACGCACGCACCAUAUCCACGGCUCGCGCUGCAGACCCCAUGGCGGACGCGCACGCAGCCCGGACCACCCGCGGAUGUCGAUGUCCUCGCCCAAGCCCGACUUCCGGACGAGCGCCGACGCUGCCCUCGCCUCCGUGUCAAACGUGGCUCGCUCCCGUCGUUCUCGUUCACCGACACAGCUCCCAACUCCGUAAGGACAUGUCCAGCCGGCGACACGAGGGACUCCGCCCUGAUAGUCGUCCCGACCCGGGGCGGGGCGCGGUGGACGAGACGGCGAGCCCGGCGCGGCGCGGCGCGCCUGUAUGUGCCGGCGGUAGAUCCCGGAUUUGCGGACAAGGACGGUGACACGGGCUAUGGAUGGAUGGAGGCAUAG